CAUUUUCACUGUUAUUAAUUUUUAUUAUAAUAUUUUAACUGUCGGCAAAACGAUUAUAUUGCAGAUCGUUAAAUCAUCAAAAUAUGAAAAAGAAUAUAGUUGUUUAGAGUAGAAACAGUCCGCAAGGGGAGGAGCUUGUCCGUGAACCCCAAAAUUCUAUUUAGUACGAGGCAGAAGGAAACGUUAGUGCGCGCUACCGUCUGAAAAGCAAUUUGUAAAGGACUUGCUUCAUGGCUCAAAAUAUACUUCAACAGUUACAUGCUCCGAGACAUUCGUUUUCUAAAUGUUUUCGAUGAACUCAUAAGAUAGCCACGGCUCAAAGGAACCUCCAGGUGGGGCAUACGGAAGCUCACGUUUUUACAUGAGCUGUCAAGUCCAAAAUAGCUGGACCACCCCAUCAGAUUGGGGCACGUUCAAGACGAUAAACCAGAUUCAGACAGACCCGGUCCAAGAAGCCAUGGCUCUAUCGCGUCGUCAGUUUCACGAUGUAUCACGCUUGAGUCCUGUUCAGAUUCCGCAGGUCACCACGUGUCCCUUUAGCGCUUCAGAUGGAAAGGAGAACACCAUCUAUUUUACGCUGGACGCGGCAGUGCAAGCCAGACAGACCUUUGAUUUCUCCGCCUUCAACAGACUCAUAACGGAUAUGGGGUCUUUGAACGUAACAGGUCCCAUUACAAACAUUCAUCCUCCAGAAGCGUCUUUUUACUCUGGAGAUAAACUCUUGACACCAUAUACCGACACGGACGGUAAUCCGGACAGUUCGCCGCAUUCUUCCCUUUCGUACUCCCAACAUUUGCACAGUUUGGCUUUCUCCGCGCCUUCCGAAUAUGACACUAAGCCUGUGACUCGUUAUUUAACGCUUCACGGAACAACACGACAUGACAGCUGCAUCGACAGGACCACACAGACCAUCAGUCAGACAAGCGAAGACGACACAGUGCCCAAUUUUCUCCAAGCAGAGUUUGCCGGGAGAGAUAAAACUCAAAGAGAGAAGACGCAAGGUGGGUAGACAGGGUUAGAAGACAUAACGUUGGAAAAAACUACACAAAGGCCAAGACGAGUUGUUUUUGUUCCGAAGGCAACUGAAGGGUGUAGCCACGAAGACACAAAGAGAGUCUUGGCUGAAAAUGAAUUUAUUGCACGGAAUUACCCUAGACAGACUAAAUUGCACGUCUUUUCUCAGAACAUCAAAACAGCGGAAGGCUCCAUUGUCAACUGGAAGCCGAAGAGUGGGCCAGGUGUGCUAUUGCUUUAGGGCCUGAUUUUAUUGCUGAAAAAACUAAAACUCGCGGACAGACACAUUCUGGCUGCAGAAUUCUUAGCGCUUUUAGCAUGGGCUACAAUGGCUUGGGUUAGACAGUAGUCCAAGUUGAGUGUCAGUGUGUAAUCCAUACACAGCAAGGAUAUCUGGAGAUAGACAAGAGUACGUCGAUUGGUAAUAGUCAUUUAAAUAACAAUUUUCUUGUAUUUUUCCUGAGACCUUGAGACUAAUUCAUGUAUUUUCUGUUGAGGAUUCUGGUAAACGUGGCAGAGGCCUUAAGCCUGUGCUUUUGUGUUUUGGCUAAGUCAUUUAGUGUCUUUGUUAAACAAUUGUUCCUCAUAUUCUCUUCUCAAAUUUUACGAAAUAAAUGUUGGUUACGCCAUUGUUUUGUA
Molecule: messenger RNA, 1653 nt
Organism: Triplophysa dalaica
Lineage: Eukaryota; Metazoa; Chordata; Actinopteri; Cypriniformes; Nemacheilidae
Gene: hoxb10a
Product: homeobox B10a
Source: RefSeq, a predicted model, not a curated record